GUCAUCAUAUUCCCCUCGCCCAGACGACCGGGAUCAGAUCUGAAAACCUUCUCUCUCUCUCUCUCUCUCUCUCUCUAGUGCUCACUUCAGGAAAGAGCAGAGAGGGUCUGCCAUGGUAGAAGCUCAAACAUGGACGUCGAGGCGAGUGAGCAACCCGAGGUUGGAGGCAGAGCAGGUGGUCGACAUCCCUUCCACUCCCACCAGCGAAGUACGCAACCACAGCUCUAUUAACGGUAGCUUUUUCUCUUUCUCCCCCAAUGUGAUCACUGCCCUGAUCAUCGCUUCCUGGUAUACCUCCAACAUUGGAAUCUUAAUACUCAACAAGUACCUCCUCAGCUUCCAUGGCUACCGCUACCCAAUCUUCCUUACCAUGCUUCAUAUGCUUUCCUGCGCCGCUUACAGUUCCAUUGCCAUUCACUGGCUCCAACUCGUUCCCUUCCAGCCGAUCCUCUCCCGCCGCCAGUUCCUCAAGAUCGCCGCCCUUAGUGCCAUCUUUUGCUUCUCCGUCGUAUGCGGCAACACUUCUCUUCGUUACAUACCAGUCUCCUUCAACCAAGCUAUUGGCGCUACUACCCCUUUCUUCACUGCCGUCUUCGCUUUCAUCAUCACUUGCAAGAAGGAAUCUGCCGUGGUCUACCUCGCCCUUUUGCCUGUCAUGUUUGGGAUCGUAGUUGCCAGCAAUAGUGAACCAAUGUUUCAUAUGUUUGGGUUUCUGGUCUGUAUCGGAUCCACCGGUGGCCGAGCUUUGAAGUCGGUAGUCCAAGGAUUGCUUUUAACAUCGGAGGCCGAGAAGCUUCACUCCAUGAAUCUGCUUCUCUACAUGGCUCCCAUGGCAGCUCUGAUUCUAAUUCCCUUCACUCUGUACAUUGAGGGCAAUGUGGCUGCAAUUACCUUUGAGAAGGCCAGGGAGGAUCGUUUUAUAGUGAUUCUGCUUCUGGGGAAUGCUACGGUGGCCUAUUUGGUUAACUUGACUAAUUUCCUGGUGACCAAACAUACGAGCCCAUUGACGCUGCAGGUGCUGGGGAACGCCAAAUCCGCCGUGGCCGCGGUCGUAUCAGUACUGAUUUUCAGGAAUCCGGUGACGGUGAUGGGGAUGGCUGGCUUUGCUGUUACGAUUAUGGGGGUGGUUCUUUACAGCGAAGCUAAGAAGAGAUCCAGAGUUGCAGCUCAUUAACCAGAGUACUAAUAAUUCAACAAACUGCAAUUUUUUUGUCCGAAAUUCAGUUUUUAUUUUUCAGUUUUUUUCUCUUUUCCAAUCUAAUUCAUUAUUUUUAACCAAAAGAGAAAGGAGAGCAUCAACUGAAUAAUGUGAUCAAUCAAAUUUAAUUGUAUAUGUUGUAGUUGUUGCAGUCUAAAAAGCUCGACUCUUUUGCUUUCUUCAUUUGAUGAUCUUGGUGGGUUGGUAAGAGAGAGAAAGGGGAAAAGAAAUUACCUUUCUUUCACUCUCCCCAUUAUGAACCAUUGUGUCCUGGUUGUUGCAAUCAGAACACACACUAGAUUGUUGGGAUUUUUUGGGUGAUCUCCAAGCCUUCUUGAGGAUGAGUGAAGGCUAAGCAAAUUCCUUUCUGCUAUUUAUAAAACAUCUUGAUUAAGCUCUCUUUUAUUA
This is a messenger RNA of Macadamia integrifolia, 1606 nucleotides long. RefSeq names its product probable sugar phosphate/phosphate translocator At1g12500. NCBI's taxonomy places the organism in Eukaryota, Viridiplantae, Streptophyta, Magnoliopsida, Proteales, Proteaceae. The transcript has a single exon. The record is from RefSeq and is a predicted model, not a curated record. Gene Ontology annotation, molecular function: antiporter activity. Gene Ontology annotation, cellular component: Golgi apparatus. Bases 113 to 1174 code for a protein of 353 amino acids.